Messenger RNA from Micropterus dolomieu (smallmouth bass), 1385 nucleotides. RefSeq names its product SET domain containing 9 (gene setd9). Bases 32 to 904 code for a protein of 290 amino acids. NCBI's taxonomy places the organism in Eukaryota, Metazoa, Chordata, Actinopteri, Centrarchiformes, Centrarchidae. The transcript has a single exon. Gene Ontology annotation, molecular function: protein binding. The record is from RefSeq and is a predicted model, not a curated record.
UGCGCUCGUUCCGCCGUGUCCGACCUAUCAGAUGUCGCUCUGGGUGUUUAGAACUGCUCUAAAAAGAUUUCAGAACAAAUGGAAAUCGUACAGACACAGGUUUGUGCCUUGGGUCGUAAUGAACCUGUCUAAAAAUGAGAAAACCCUGCGGCAGGUGACGGAGCCCUCGAAAGACAAACUGGUCCCAGACGACGAGGUUUCACGGAGCCUGCUGCAGCUCUUCAGAGUCCUGUUCAGGAGUCAUGGGGCUAAUCAUGGGGAGCUCCGAGCAGCUCAAACUCACUUUCUCAGACAGGUAACAAGUGAAGAAGACCAGUGUGGAGGAAAUGCAGCGUGUGGAGAUGAUGCCAUGUUACAGGCUCUGGGAUUCUGUAUUGACCGGAAGCCUAGCACUUUGCCCUCUGCAGGAACUGGGGUGUUUAUCACCAAAGGAUUUGUGCCCAAAGGAGCCACAGUGGCCAUGUAUCCUGGCACAGUCUAUCAAGCCUAUGAGCCAAUUCUCCUCCAGUCCAUUAGAAACCCUUUUAUAUUCAGGUGUAUUGAUGGUGUCUUGAUUGAUGGGAAUGACAAAGGUAUCUCCAAAAUGGUGUUCAAGUCCUGUAGUGGCAGGGACAGAAUAUGGCCUUUCAUGAUGAGUGACACCAGCUGGCUGACAGCCAGUCCACAAAACCCACUUGCUGUUGGUCAGUACGUGAACAACUGCUCCAACGAGUGGCCUGCUAAUGUGUGCUACCAGGAGUAUGACGUGCCGGACAAAUUUCCCAUCGAGCUCCGCCAGUAUCUGCCUAAUGUCAACUACAGCCAGGCCACACAGAGGCGUCUACGCUGUGUGGUCCUUGUAUCACUCAGAGACAUUACAGCAGGGGAGGAACUCUUUUCGAACUACUACACCAUUGUGCAUUAGAUUCAAAAUACACUCCACUGUUCUGCUUUGGUGUCAGAACUGAAGAAAAUGUAAAAUUUUCAAAUUCAACCAAUAUCAUCAUGGUCUGUCUUCCAAAGGGAACACCCAUUUUCAGAAACAUCUCUCUUUGAACACACAGCAUUGCACUGGAAUAAAAGAAAAACAUGUCAUGUAUGGAUUAUUGUACUAUGCAAGAAACAGAAAUGCUGUUUAUUGUCUAUUGUAAGAAUAUACAGAACAACCUAAGAUUAAUUGGGCCAGGGAAAUAGGCCACACAGCAUGUUCCAGAUCUGAGCUAAAGUCCAAGUUGCAAUUCAAAAGUACCCUAUUACAUUUAAAGAUUGUGCAUUCAAAACAUCACAUAAGUAAAAAGUGUUAUAAGUGAAAGGUGUUAUCAGCAAUAUUACAUACAUUACAGCAUAUUACCUGUGUUUUUAGAGUGUUGUGUUUAUUAUUUAUAUAAAAAUAAUAUUUUAUAUUA